Molecule: messenger RNA, 1158 nt
Organism: Malania oleifera
Lineage: Eukaryota; Viridiplantae; Streptophyta; Magnoliopsida; Santalales; Ximeniaceae
Product: palmitoyl-acyl carrier protein thioesterase, chloroplastic-like
Exons: 6
Coding region: 1-1158 (385 amino acids)
Biological process (GO): fatty acid biosynthetic process
Molecular function (GO): acyl carrier activity; fatty acyl-[ACP] hydrolase activity
Source: RefSeq, a predicted model, not a curated record
AUGACAUCCAUGGCAGCAACUGGCACGGUCAGAUUGCACCUCCCUGAGGGUUUGUGCAGGAAGAAGAAUGGUUUGAAGGUGAGUUUUGGCCCUUUUGGGUCUUUCGACGCGUCGAAGGCGAAUUUCCCGCGGCGGAGACUAUCUGUGACGGCGCACCAGAGCCACCAAGGGGUGGAUAUGAUCAAUGGGAAAAGGGUGAAUGGGAUUUUUGUGAAGGAGGAGGAAGAGGAUCCACACAAGGCCGGACAAAGGACUAUUGCACCGUUGAGUAAUGCAAAUGUUCAGACUUAUGAGAUUGGAAGGUUUGUGGAGGAUAGGUUCGUUUAUAGGCAGACUUUUGUUAUUAGGUCCUAUGAGAUUGGGCCUGAUGAAACUGCUACCAUGGAAACUCUCAUGAACCUCCUUCAGGAGACGGCUUUGAACCAUGUGAAGAGCUCUGGGCUGGCUGGGAGCGGAUUUGGGGCGACCCGUGAGAUGAGCCUAAGGAAACUUAUUUGGGUCGUCACCCGCAUUCACAUUCAAGUAGAAAAAUAUAGCUCUUGGGGAGAUGUUGUGGAGGUUGACACUUGGGUUGAUGCAGCAGGCAAAAAUGGAAUGCGCAGGGACUGGCUCAUCAGGGACUACAAAACCCAGAGGAUCAUCACAAGAGCCACAAGCACCUGGGUAAUCAUGAACAGAGAAACAAGAAGGCUGUCAAAGAUUCCAGAGCAAGUAAGAGCGGAGCUGAAACCCUUUUACUUUAACAGAGUUGUGAUUCCCACAACAGAAAAGUUAGACUCAAAAAUUGACAAGCUCAAUGAUGAAACGGCUCAGAUAAUCCAAUCUGGUUUAGCUCCAAGGUGGAGUGACAUGGACGCCAACCAACAUGUGAACAAUGUGAAGUACAUUGGAUGGAUUUUGGAGAGUGUGCCAAUGGAAGUGCUGGAAAAUUACAAUAUGACAAGUAUGACCCUGGAGUACCGCCGCGAAUGCCAGCAAUCCAAUUUGCUGGAGUCCUUGACGGCUAUGAAACCCGGCAGCUUUUCCGGAGAAGAUCCGAACCCGAGCAUUACUACUCCAAGGGCAGAUUUGGAAAGCACGCACCUGCUCCGUUUGCAAAAUGGUAGCGGGGAGAUAGUCCGGGCAAGAUCCGAAUGGCAACCCAAACGGGUCUCUUAG